Carassius auratus (goldfish) is the source of this 2077-nucleotide messenger RNA. RefSeq names its product solute carrier family 25 member 48-like. The record is from RefSeq and is a predicted model, not a curated record. The transcript has 4 exons. Gene Ontology annotation, molecular function: transmembrane transporter activity. Gene Ontology annotation, biological process: transport. Bases 183 to 890 code for a protein of 235 amino acids. Lineage: Eukaryota; Metazoa; Chordata; Actinopteri; Cypriniformes; Cyprinidae. Gene Ontology annotation, cellular component: mitochondrion.
AUUAUUAAAAAGCACUCAUAUUUCUACUUAGAAAAUAAUAGACCUGGUUUGUGGUGUAAACCGGUAUUUCCUUUCUUUGGAAGCAGAAGUGCACAACCCAUCUCUCUUUUGUGUUGUCUCAGGUUACGGGCUUUUUCAAAGGACUGUCCUUUCCAUUGGCCAGCAUCACUCUUUAUAAUUCUAUGGUGUUCGGUUUCUUCAGCAACACACAGCGCCUCAUUAGCAGAUAUCGUUAUGGUGAUGGCAGACACCCAUGCAGCGUGCUUGACUUGACUGUAGCGAGCAUGUUGACUGGUCUGGUGUCAGUGGGGAUGGGCGCUCCUGUUGACCUCGUCAAAAUUAGACUGCAGAUGCAAACCCAACCUGUUCUUGCAGAGAACUUUAACCUUGCUGGGAAUGGGAGUGUCCCUCUCCGGUCAAUGGGAAUUCAGACCCAGUCGUUGUACAGAGGGCCACUGCACUGCAUUAGUACCGUCCUGCAGAACGAGGGCAUUCAAGGGCUCUACAGGGGCGCAGGAGCCAUGAUAUUGCGGGAUGUACCCGGGUACACCCUGUACUUCGUACCAUACACGUUAUUCUGUGACUGGCUGAAUCCUGAUGGCAGUGCCUCGCUCCAUCCCUGCUGUAUAUGGCUAGCAGGAGGUUUAGCAGGAUCCAUCUCGUGGGUCACCGCCACACCAGCAGAUGUAGUGAAAAGCCGGUUGCAGGCAGAUGCCAUGCAGCACAGGAAAUACAAGGGCAUUCUGCACUGCACCAUGCAAAGUUACAAGACAGAGGGAAUACAUGUUUUCUUUCGUGGAGCGACUGUCAAUGCCGUCAGAGGAUUUCCAAUGUGUGCAACUAUGUUUCUUGGUUACGAGCUUUCCCUCCAGUUUUUCCGCAGUUUCUAAAACAGACUCAUCUGCUUCCAGAAGGGUCCAUGAUUUCAAUGGCAUGUAGAGACUUACAUGUGAGUUCAUUGUUGAUACAAUGAAGAGUAUCAGUGAAGCUUUUAAGUUUUUCUUACAUUAAGAAAAUAGGUACAACAUUUUGCUGAGAUGUUUUAAUAUAUGAUUAUGCAUCACCUGCAUGAGAAUGCUACACUAAUUUAUAUUUUGCUUAUACACAUGUUUAUGUAUUCUGCAUUUGCAAACUGUCACAUUUAUGCAUGAUCACCUAACAAACCAUUAGACUGUACUUGAGAAAGAGUUUUUAUCUACUUUUUAUAUAAGUUCAGUCAGCUGUGUGCAAUAUGCCUUUACAAUGAUUAUCUGCUAAUGAAAUAUUAUUCAAAUAUGUAAAUAAAUCAAAUGGUAUACUGAAGUAAAGUGUCUGCUAGCUUGUUUGUGUGAAUCAAUUUCAAAAUAAUACUCAUGUAUUUUACUGAACUUUUAUUUUUGUAGACAUACCUCUCAAGGUAGAAUUUAGAAAAUAUUGAUAUUGUUAGUAUUUAAGAUGCUCUUUUAUUGCAACCUCCACUUUCAUAAUAUAAUAAUGUCUGUAUAUAGGGCUAUAAUUCUGAAACAGUAUAUCAAUUGAAUGUUGAUGUCUCUUGUUAUACACUAGGUGGCGCUGUUUCAUUAUGUCAGGAAAAUCGGUAGUGACGCUAGAGAAAGGUAAAGGAAAAAUGUUUCCACUAGAUGGAGACACUGUAUCUAAAACAAAACUGUGAGACCUGCCUUUUCUUUGCUUGAACGCUUGUAAUUAACACUAUCAAUAUAUUUAUUUGUUUACCUUCAUGCCAAAGUGACCAUUAACUGACACCAGAGAACUAUGAACAUGAAUGUUCAAUUAUUGAAAUAUUAACAUCCUCAGAGAUAUUUCAAGUAAAUAUUUUAUUUUAAGGGCCUGGCUGACAAAAACCAUUGGAAAUCACUGCAUUACAUGAGCUAAUACUAAAAAACAUAAAGAUAUCAAUGACAUUACACACCCAAAGAUUUGAAAUAUUUUAGUCCACGCUUCAGCAGUUACUGAAGCUGUAGUGUUGAUAUACACAGGGGCGAAUCUAGAAAAAUAUUGAUGGGGUGGCGAGGAGGGGGCAGGAAUUUUUGAGGGGUGGCAACAUAUGGCGGACGUAUAUAUACUGAAUUUAGUCACA